AUGGGGAAGAAGCGAACCCAUGCCGAGACCAAAGAUGGCUUUACGAAGCCCUCUCCGGAUAAGAACCGGGUGAGCGCAAAAGGCGACAAGAAGGAUAAGCGCAAGCCUGUCGAAGAGAAAAAGGGGCGAUCGCAGCUGCUUCUCAAACCACAGCCAGAAUGGCACGCAAUAGAGCUGCCAGCGCUUCCGACCAUCGAAACCCCUACAAUUCCGCCCCGUCAUGUCAUCGACGCCAUUCAUGAAUAUGCCAUCCAGCUUCUACAGGCUGAGGCGACCGAGUACGCGUCGUCACACCUGGCCAAGGAUGCAUCGCACAAGUUCAUGUCCACCGUCAUGGACUCUGGUACCAUGGAGGACAAGGUCUCAGCCUUGACACUGUUGGUCCAGGAGUCGCCGCUUCACACACAAAAGGCAUUUGGACAGCUGAUGGGUUUAUCACAGAAGAAGAGCAGGAAUGCUGCCAUGCAGGCUUUGGCUGCGUUGAAGGAUUUGCUGGGCCAGGGCGUCCUGCUACCACCCGACCGAAAACUGAAGGCUUUUGCGCGACAGCCGGGGCUAAUUGCGGCGCUUCAGGGAAAGAAUGUGCACUGGAAGGCUGGCGAAAAACUACCUGGAAAUUUGCAGAAGACUCACCUGGUUGUAUGGGCAUACGAGGACUGGCUGAAAAAGCAGUACUUUGAACUACUGAAGAUUCUUGAGACCUGGUCCAACGAUGAGGUCGAAUACUCGCGCAAUCGUGCUGUCACGUACGUCUGGGAGUUGCUAAAGGAAAAGCCGGAACAGGAAGAGAACUUGCUACGCUUACUCAUCAACAAACUUGGAGACAAGGAGAAAAAGGUCGCGUCGCGCGCAUCGUAUCUGCUGCUUCAGCUCCAAAUCACUCAUCCCCUGAUGAAGAACGUCAUCAUCAGCUCUAUCGAAUCCGAUCUCUUGUUCCGCCCCAACCAGAGCGGGGUGGCCAAGUACUACGCCGUGAUUACUCUCAACCAGACCGUGCUUAGCUUGAAGGAGCCGGAGGUUGCCAACAAGCUGUUGGAAAUAUACUUCAGUUUGUUUCUCGGUCUGCUGAAGAAGCAAAAGGAACACGAGAAGGAAGAGAAGCGGUUGAACAAGCAUGGACUUAUUCAGGGAGGCGGCGGCCAACCAGGAAAGAUGGCGAAGCAGAAGGCAGAGAAGGCAGCUACCAUGGCCUUCAAGGUUGAGGACGAGUCGAGAGAAAAGCUGAUUUCAGCCAUCUUGACAGGCGUCAACCGCGCGUUCCCGUUCGCCAAGACUGACGACGACAAGUUCGAGGAGCAGCUGAACAUGAUCUUCCAAGUGACGCAUUCUUCCAACUUCAACACCAGUAUCCAGGCUAUGACACUCAUUCAACAGAUUUCGGCGACAAAACACUACUCCGCGGAUCGUUUCUACCGAACUCUAUACGAAUCUCUUUUGGAUCCUCGGCUUAUGACCACUUCGAAGCAUAUCAUGUUCUUGAACUUGUUGUACAGAUCGCUUAAGGCAGACACCAGCAUCAAGCGCGUAAAAGCUUUCGUCAAGCGACUACUCCAGAUCAUUCAUAUGCACGAGCCUCCUUUCAUUUGCGGUGUCUUGUACCUCGUCAACGAGCUGAUUGUCACCUUCCCGACCAUCAAAACUAUGCUUUCGGCACCAGAAGACCAUGCUGAUGACAGCGGCGAUGAGCACUACGAUGAUGUCGAUGAUGAGAAAGAGCCAACCGCUAAGAAGGAGGACAAGAAGAAGUCUCAACCCGAGGGCUACAAUGCUCGGAAACGAGACCCAGAACACGCGCAAGCUGAUUUAUCUUGUUUGUGGGAGCUACUGCCGUUGCAGGCACACUACCACCCCUCAGUUCACGUUCUAGCAUCCAAGAUUGUUAACCAGGAGCCCAUCAAGGAGAAGCCUGACCCGACUAUCUACACUCUCAUGAACUUCCUCGACAAGUUCUCUUUCCGCAAUGCAAAAACCAAGUCUCAGGGCGUGCAUGGAUCUUCCAUUAUGCAACCUAUGGCUGGUACAUCCAAGGCCGCUUCGUAUCUCAUCACUGCCCGUGACGGCGAUCGCACUCACGAUCCGCUCAAUUCAGAGCAAUUCUGGCGUCGCAAGGUCGACGAUGUGCGUGUGGAUGAAGUUUUCUUCCAUACAUACUUUGAGAAAGCAGGUAAAGCCAAGCAGGCGGACAAGAAGACGAAGAAGAAGGAUCGUAAGAGGGAUGACAGUGAAGAGGGAAGCAGCGACGACGACGAAAUUUGGCAAGCACUUGUUAAGAGUCGACCAGAGGUUGAAGGCGACGGAGGUGACGAUGACGAUCUCAGUGACUUUGACAUGGACGACAUGAUGAGUGACGAGGAAGCAGGCGGUAUGGACGGUGGUGUCGAACUCAACCUUGGCAGUGAUGACGAUGGUGAAGACGACGGCUUCGACGCCCCUGGUGGUCAACACCACGAAGAUGACGAAGACGACUUUGAAAAUUUCGACCUUGAUGACGAGGACGGCUUCGUGGACAGCGACGCCGACGUUCCUGUUGACAUGGAUAUGGAUGCAGGUGCAGAUGGUGACGGCGAGAAGAAGGAUAAGGAUGGCCGGAAGAGCAAGAAGAGGAAGCUCAAGAACUUGCCCACUUUUGCCUCUGUGGAAGACUACGCGAAACUUAUCGGCGACGACGACAGCGAGUAGCUUCGUUUUUCUCAGUAGCAGAACUUUAUCAAAAAGGAACAUUGGUGACAACAGGCGUUACUCACUUUGUUCAGUUGGGGUGGGAGCUUUUUCUUGUAGAUAUCCCAUACUUUUGUAAUGGAAAAUUUCAGGCUUCUACCUUUCUGA
Messenger RNA from Pyrenophora tritici-repentis Pt-1C-BFP, 2826 nucleotides. RefSeq lists its product as uncharacterized. The record is from RefSeq and is a predicted model, not a curated record. NCBI's taxonomy places the organism in Eukaryota, Fungi, Ascomycota, Dothideomycetes, Pleosporales, Pleosporaceae.